Messenger RNA from Phragmites australis (common reed), 824 nucleotides. Its product is annotated as large ribosomal subunit protein P2B. Gene Ontology annotation, molecular function: structural constituent of ribosome. The record is from RefSeq and is a predicted model, not a curated record. Lineage: Eukaryota; Viridiplantae; Streptophyta; Magnoliopsida; Poales; Poaceae. The transcript is spliced from 4 exons. Gene Ontology annotation, cellular component: ribosome; cytosolic large ribosomal subunit. Bases 327 to 668 code for a protein of 113 amino acids. Gene Ontology annotation, biological process: cytoplasmic translational elongation.
AUCCCGUGGCCGCUGACGAUUGUCGGGACGUGAGAUGAUAGCUGGAAGGGAUUUCCCGUGGUCGCCGGCGAGGAGCCGCGACGUGAGAACAGAUCAUCGAGGACGACGAACCGGAAGACAGGGAAGACCUGUUCUCAAUUGACUUGCUCCUCUGCUCGUUCUGACCCUUUGCAACUUAUAGCCUUGUCUGGCCUUCCAUCUGAGUCCCACGGUUGUUGGACUCACUUGUCAGUCAACGCAGUGGACCUCUCCAUCACGGGUGUUACACUAUCGCCCCCUGAAAACUUUGCUUGUCCCCAAGCAAAGGCAUUUCUGUAGUUGUCACGAUGAAGCUGAUUGCUGCCUACCUGCUCGCUGUUCUGGGUGGGAACACUUCCCCGACUGCUGAUGACGUUAAGAACAUCCUGGAAUCAGUUGGGGCUGAAGCUGAUGAAGAGAAGCUGGAGUUCCUGCUCGCAGAACUCAAAGACAAGGACAUAACAGAAGUGAUUGCAGCUGGAAGGGAGAAGUUUGCCUCUGUGCCUUCAGGUGGUGGUGGAAUCGCUGUGGCAGCUCCAGCUGCUGGUGCUGGUGGUGGCGCAGCACCUGCUGAAGAGGCAAAGAAGGAGGAGAAGGUUGAAGAGAAGGAAGAAUCCGAUGAAGACAUGGGUUUCAGCUUGUUCGACUAACUGCUGCCCGCCUUAUAGUUCUUUCGUGUGUGGUCUGAUACGACGAUAUCCCCAAAGUACGAACCAUGUCGAUAUUCAAUGUUUGUGUUAUUUUGCGUCAGACUAGUGUAUAUAUUUAGUACGUAACUACCUGUAUCACGGUCUGCGAGUAUGUGA